Suricata suricatta (meerkat) is the source of this 1695-nucleotide messenger RNA. It is a transcript of the gene NKD2, whose product is annotated as NKD inhibitor of WNT signaling pathway 2. The record is from RefSeq and is a predicted model, not a curated record. NCBI's taxonomy places the organism in Eukaryota, Metazoa, Chordata, Mammalia, Carnivora, Herpestidae. Gene Ontology annotation, cellular component: cytoplasm. Gene Ontology annotation, biological process: negative regulation of Wnt signaling pathway.
AUGGAGCUGCCGCCUGGCAGGCGGCUCACGCCGGCCGCUGCCCCGAACGCCCUCCCCGCUGCCGCCCUGGGCUCCAGCAGCCAGCGGCCGGGGAGCGAGGGCAGCCUGGCACCUGCGCUGUGCCGUCUGGCAGCAAAGGCCGAGCUGCGGGAGCUGCCCAGCAGGGACCUGCAGGAGGGAUCUUUCUGGGAGGACCAGGGUCCCCUAGAGGCAGCUUUGUCCCCUGAGAAAGCCGAGGGCUGAGACAGCACAGGACAGACCUUCAGCGAGCUUGGUGGGGGGAGGGCAGCCAGCCGGGAGGGCCCAGGAGCGCUGGGCAAGAAGCACCUGAACCUCAAUGCCGUCCCGUGUGCCCUGCAGGCGCUCCAGGAGGAAGACAACCGUCAGGAGUGGACGUUCACUUUCUACGGCUUCGGCUUCGACAACAGUGGCAAGGCCACCAGGGAGGACAUGUCCAGCCUGAUGCACACCCUCUAGGAAGCCGCCGAUGCCUCCAUUGGCCACUCCUCUGGCAGCAGCAAGACCUUUCAUAAGCUGACCAUCAGCCCCAAGUCUUCCAGCAAGAGAAAGGACAAUCCUCCCACAGGCCGAGCUCCCUGCACCGGCAGCGCCUCAUCCCUGCCCAGGGCAAACCAUCUGUUCAGUAAACAAAUGAAUGAGCGAACCGGAGCGCACUCACUGCAGGACGGCGGGCGAGCGCUCCGGAGACCCCACGGGGCCAGCAAGGCUGCCCGCACGCGUCAGGCUCUAACCGGAGGACCCUGGGGCCCCCGUGAGUUCUGCACGGAGCUCGCAGCGGUGCUGGCGGGGCCCCAGGGCUGGCUGGGGGGCUGGCUGGGGUCCUGGCUGUCGUCGGGGGCCUUGCUCCCGUUCCCCUCUGGGGCGGCGGGUGCCGGACAGAGCCCUCUGCCCAGGAUCCGGAGACCACCUGCCAGAGGCGCCCCUCCAUCUCCGAGGGCCUGCUCUGGGCCCGUGCGGCAGCGAGCGCUCAGGCCCUCAUCCCCACGGUACACGCAGGAGGCUGGGCGCCAACCCCCACCCCUGCUGCGCUCAGGGCCCGCCCUGCAUGGACGGAGGAACCACUACUUGGACCUGGUAGGGACUGGAGACCAGGGCCCAGCGUGUGGGGCCGCGUGUGUGGACGCCUCGGGAGCAGGAGCCCCCUCCCCGCAAGGGUCCCGGAGCCCCUGCAACGAAGCACACUGCAGCCCUGCACCCAAAUGGUCCUCGCUGGCACAGGCCAAGCAGGACCAUCAAGGCGAGGCCGUGCACUCCCAGAGCAGGUCCCACUCGCGGGAGUGGGAGGCACACAUGGUGUCCCGCAGAUCUCAGCCGCUGGCCGACCUCCCCCUGCUGGCUGCAGACCCCACCGUCAGGGCCCUGGACAUGCAGCCUCUGAGGUCCCCCAAGGGCUCAGGGAGGCCCCCGGGGGUGCCCAACGGAUGCAAGCCUGGGAGAGCCUUCAGCUCCCACUGGCCCAGGGAGGUGGGCCCUGGCCCCGCCCCCCAGGAUGGCCAGCCCCCACCGCAGCCCCCCUACGGCCAUAGGCGCCACUGGCAGAGGAACGUGGAGGACCACCUGCCCCCCAGGGUGGCACUGGAGCACGAGGCGGUGCGGGACCUGCCGCCCCUGCUGGUGGGGGAGGGCUGUGCGGUGCCCGUGGUCCAGCGCCAUGGCCACCACCACCCAUCCUAG